CUACAGAGUUUUCCUGGUUAAUAUCGAAAAUACACAUGUGGACAUUAGUCUAAACACUGAUAUUAUUAUGGAUCGUCCACGUACGUGGCUCGGUAUGGCUACGUGGAAGAAAGCACAAGGAAAAUCCGAAGAAUUAUGAGUGAGCAGACAAAGAGAGAACCUGGAGUCUCUCAAGCUAUCGGCAUACACAGGCAGGCUACGUGGAAUGGAAUUACAGUCAUACAAAGAAAAAGACACAAGGGAAUGAAAUUGCGAAUGAUGAGUAAAAUUUUAUCAAUCUUUUUUUGUCAAUGAUAUAUCAUUAUAUGCGUGCAAUUGAUUUUUACUAAUCGACAUUGUUUAUCAGUGGGGAAGAUUUUCUUUUCUCUCCCCUUUCGUCUGAUCAUUAUUAAGCCAUAAGACCAGGAACCUUUUCGUUCCUAAUGCGCUACUGGUGUUCCUGAUGCCUUCCUAUAUAAAACCCGGCUCCGUCAGGCACGGCCGACGUAGUGCGAGCGACGGCUGACGUUACGUUACUCUUCGGGUUCGGAUCUAUUCCUGGAGCACCCUGACUCCUCCUCAGCUUCUCCGUGCGUGGAGCGUGGAGCGUGGCGAGUCUAGUGUGGAGUGUGGAAGGUAGUGCGCGGGUGAAUGAGCGUGGCACCGGUCGGGCUAAUCAUCCGGCCGACGGGAAGAUUUUUCGAAAAAAAAAAAGAAAGAUACAAAUUUCGGUACGACAUAAGAAACGUGAAUUUUUGUAAUUAUCGUGAUCCCACAGGAUUUCGAGAUCCUACGUCAUCCUCGUCGUCUGCAUGAUUUAUCCCGUUUUUGAAUUUGCUGCACUUUCGAAAGAUUCAUCACGCAGCAUCCGGGUCCCGUGUCAUCCUUGUUUCCUUCGUCAGUGAAAUUUUUAAUGAUUAUCACCAGUUACUCGAGACAUUGUUCCGUACCCAGAAUAACAUCCUUGUGGACAUAUCCGGCCAGUGCCACGACGUGGAAGUCUCGGGUCCAUCGGAGUGAAUCAGAGGGCCAUGCGUUGGCGCUACUGUUUACUACGCGUGCUGACAAAUUGAUGGGAACGCCCUUCCGGGUGCUUCGAUUACCUCAAAUUACGACACUGGCUCUUAGGAUCCUCGAUAGUUAGGGUACCGUAGACUAGACUGUAUCAUUUUUCAAAAUUGGACUCUGCGUACGGGUAGCCCUGGGCAAGUUCAUCGUCCCCGUAACCAUCGCGGACGUAACAGUCCUCGAAGAUAAAGGAAUGGCUUAGGAUAUAUUUGAGCUGGUGUUUUCUUAUCACGAGUCUGGUAUAUUGUAUACUUGUACUUCAGUGUGUAUCCUACUCUGGUACUCUAUACGGAUAUAGAGUCCAGUGAUCGAAUAGUACGUUUUCCGGGGAACUGGAGCCAGUGAGUAUAUUAGCAGGAAGACUCCGUAAGAGACCCCUUGCUCUAUUUCUGUAUUUUGUCCUCACACAUUUUCACGCACGCCGGCCACUAGCUACUAUUACUCGCUAGGCCUCGCCUAGGAAAGUGCAGUUGUACACGUUAAAGCUAAAAUAGAAUGGCACGCACAUCAAACAAAAUUACUAAAUUCCAAAGGCUUGUGUUCUGUCAUUUUAUAUCUUGCCGUAUCCAUUCUUCCAUUUUUUUCCCCCUAUAACGGGUGUCCAUAACGAACGGAUCUUGGAGACAACCGAGCAGAAAGUUGUACCUUCCUACGUAGACAAGGAUAUAUGUAUAGAGAAAUAUAAGAAAGAAAAAAAAAGGAAAAAUUCGGGUAUUAUUUAUCAAAGAUAAAAAUUCAAGAUCUCUGAACUUUAUUCCACUUGCCACUUCCUUUUUUCCAUGGGGAUGACGAGCCCCUACGAUAGAGGAAUCCUGGAAUAUCGACAAUGUCUAAAGAGAUACGAAUUUAACACGUAAAACAGAGACAAGGAUAGGUUAGGAGAGUCUGAAGGAGAAUAAUAAAGAAAAGAAGAAAAAUAAUGAAUAGCCAGACAAGAUAUCACUAUCUUUACCAACAGUGCUAGUUUCGCCGAUUAUACCGACUCCAGUAGUACGUCUCGCGCCAAAUGAGUUUGUUCCAGAUAGAAACGGAGACGAGAUAGUAAUGAGUAUCCAGGAACAUAGCCACAGCAUGGGGAGGAUGACGAGGGAUCCGCAGGGUGCGUGGUCCACCGAGAAGACGGGUAACGUGACGCGAACCAGUGACACGUAAGACGAAAAAUGGCAAGAUAGUGCGAGGACAAUAAUAAGAAAUUACAUCGUUGGAUAUAGAGAGAGGAAGAGGGAGAAUGACGUCACGAGAUCCAAUCGAGCAGAUCGAUCGGCCACGUGGCGUAUAGAUCCGUCGCGUCCCAAUCGACUGGGAUCAAGAUCGUUACGGAUUCAUAUAUCGCCCGAUACAAGAUGCUGGACAUAUUUCGGGGACUGAAGAAUCUCAUUAAGAUCUCACGUAUUCACAUCGACUCUGCUGUCUUCCGUUUACACUACAGCAUCACCGUGAUGGUCCUGGUUGCAUUUUCCCUUAUCGUAACCACGCGACAGUACGUCGGUAAUCCCAUCGACUGUAUACACAGUAAAGACAUACCCGAGGAUGUCCUUAAUACCUACUGCUGGAUACAUAGUACCUACACGAUAACUAUGGCUUACAAGAAACGCGAGGGAUACGAAGUGCCGUUUCUUGGGGUGGAUAAUUCGAGAUUGUAUCCUGACAGCGAGAAGAAGGUGUACAGGUACUAUCAGUGGGUCUGCUUCAUGCUGUACUUUCAGGCUAUACUUUUCUAUACGCCGAGAUGGUUGUGGAAGGGCUGGGAGGGUGGAAAGAUUCACGCGCUCAUGAUGGAUCUGGAUAUUGGGUUGUGCUCGGAGGUCGAGAAGAAACAGAAGAAGAAGCUCCUGUUGGAUUAUCUGUGGGAGAAUUUGCGUUAUCACAAUUGGUGGGCCUACAGAUAUUAUCUCUGCGAGUUAUUGGCCCUUGUCAACGUUAUCGGCCAGAUGUUCCUGAUGAAUCGGUUCUUCGACGGGGCCUUCCUGACCUUCGGCAUCGACGUCCUGCGCUUCCUCGAGUCCGACCAGGAGGACCGGGUGGAUCCGAUGAUCUACGUCUUUCCCCGCAUGACCAAAUGCACUUUCUACAAGUACGGCGUCAGCGGCGAGGUCGAGCGUCACGACGCCGUUUGCAUACUGCCUUUGAACGUUGUCAACGAGAAGAUCUACGUCUUCCUUUGGUUCUGGUUCCUGCUCCUUGGCGUACUCAGCUUCAUGACCAUCGUAUACAGGGUCGUGAUAAUAUUCUCGCCACGAAUGCGGGUCUACCUCCUGCGACUGAGAUUUCGUCUGAUAAGACGAGAAGCCGUGGAGACGAUCGUCCUGCGCAGCAAAAUGGGCGAUUGGUUCCUGCUUUACAUGCUAGGUGAAAAUUUGGACACGGUCAUAUACCGAGACGUGAUGCACGAGCUGGCGAAUAAAUUAGCAUCCAGGCAUCACCACAGUGUGCCGGGCGUGAAGGGUGAGCUUCAGGAAGCUUGAUAGCGGGUAUCCUGACCAAGACGACCUAUCGACGUCUUGUACCCGUCGUAUCUCGGCGCUGGAAGAGACACCAAUGAUGGACGGCCUAUACAAUAGCAUCUGCCUAUAUACUUCUAGACCAAAGAACUCACCUAGUCACGAGACCAAAAUCGGGGCAAUAAUUAAUAACGUGUUCUACGUCGAGCGCGGACGUGCUUUAGGAUUUUAUUAUAUAUCGUUGAGAUGCGCGUCGCGGGACGCGUUUUGGACGUUUGGAGAAACCGCGACGCGCUUAUCACUGUUAGUUUUCACUUUUAAAAAGACGUGUUUUCUACGUGUGAUCAUGACCGAGGAUUAUUAUUGUUGUUGUUACGUUAUUAUUAUUAUUAUCGAGGGCACGCUCGGCUUAACGCUGUUAAGAGCCUUAUCAAUUGUCUUUCGUUUUCAAUUACUUUUAUUCAAGUGCCUCCGGGACUUGUACGGGACGUGUGUGUGACGUAUAAGCGCGUGUGCCUUCAUUUGUAUGAUUAUUAGUGUGGGAAGGUGAGAGAGUGAAAGAGAUAGAGUGCGAUAGCGAGAGUGAUAGAAAGAAAGAAGAAAAAAAAAAGAAAAUGAAACGUCAAGGCCUAAAUUAGGGCAUUGAGGUCUGGCACUAUCGUUGCCUUAUGUAUUUUAUGAAUAAAAAAAUCCGCGCGAUAUAGCUAAGAGAUAUUUAAUGAAAGAAAAACAUAAAAAUAAUAAAUUAAAAGACAACUGCCGUGCUCGUGCGUGAUUUGCAGAUUAGUGGUACAUAUUAAUGGGAAACCGAUAAAAGGUAAAGUGAAAAUGAUGUGCAAAAAAAUGGUUAUAAUAGUAAUAUUAAAGGAGAAACUUAUUUUCUAAACGCGAUGGUACGGAGGACCAAGAUGAAUACCGAUUCGCCGAGUCUUCCAGCAUCGCUGUACCGCGCCGAUCGAUUCGUUCGUAUUGCGUCUUAAAAAGUGCUUGUUUAUCAUCUUCUCUCUUUCUCUUUAUAUUUAUUUGCAUUCUCACUCUUCGGAUAUAGGGAACAAGAGAGAGAGAGAGAAAGAGACUGUCUCUUAGCCGUAACAAACGGGGCCCUGGAUGCGGUGCACGAGCCGAAGACUCGGAAUACCCAAAACAUGCGUGUUCGUCAUAAUUAAAAAAAAAAAAAAAAAAAAAAAAAAAA
Cephus cinctus (wheat stem sawfly) is the source of this 4680-nucleotide messenger RNA. It is a transcript of the gene shakB, whose product is annotated as innexin shaking-B. Bases 2391 to 3512 code for a protein of 373 amino acids. NCBI's taxonomy places the organism in Eukaryota, Metazoa, Arthropoda, Insecta, Hymenoptera, Cephidae. Gene Ontology annotation, molecular function: gap junction channel activity. Gene Ontology annotation, cellular component: gap junction; plasma membrane. The record is from RefSeq and is a predicted model, not a curated record. The transcript is spliced from 6 exons.